CGAUUGCUGGAUUACAUGCCCCAAAGCAAGCAUGGGGCUAUUAUUUGGACGACACGUGAUCGCAAGGUGGCCACAACGGUUGCUCGAGAGAAUAUAGUACCGGUACCGGAGAUGGAUGAGUCAGGGGCCUCAGAGAUCAUGCGGAAGUAUCUGGCGAUUUCUGCUUUAACUAAAGAUGAUGAAUCUUCUUUGUCAACUUUGCUGCAGGAGCUUACCUAUCUUCCACUGGCAAUUGCUCAAGCCGCGGCAUACAUCAACGAGAUGAAAAUAUCUCUUACAGAGUAUAAAAAACUCUUAUCCGACCAGAACAAUGCGAUUGAGCUUCUGAGUGAAGAUUUCGAAGACGGCGGCAGAUAUAACGAUAUUGAGAAUGCCGUGGCCAAGACAUGGCUUAUUUCGUUCGAACAGAUCCGUCGCCGCAGUUCUCUUGCCUUUGAACAUCUGGCGUUUAUGGCCUGUGUGGACCCGAAGAAUAUCCCUCAAUCACUUUUGCCAGAUUCUGAGGGAUUGUCGCGGAAGAAGAAGACUGACGCGAUCGGGAUCUUAGACGCAUUUUCAUUUAUCGCAAAACGUACGGAUGGAUUGGCAUUUGACAUGCAUCGUCUGGUCCAUCUGGCCAUGCGAGGGUGGCUUAAAAGAGGCAAACAACUGUCUGACUGGGAUCGAAAAGCAGUCCUACGACUCAGUGACUUGUUAUCAAAUGUCAGCCAGACAAAUCGAACAUUGUGGCGGGUAUACAUACCGCAUGCACAAUACGCUGUGAAUAGAAAGAACAACAGCUGUGAGGAUGUUAUUAACCUUGCACAGAACUGUGGGCUCUGCUUGUACUACGACGGACGAUACUUUGAAGCAGAGAAACUGUAUCAAAAGGUUCUUACUUAUCGGGAGAGAAUGCUGGGGCGUGAGCAUCCAGACACACUCACCAGCGUCAACAACCUUGGUUGGGUCCUUUCCUACCAGGGCAAAUAUGAAGAGGCAGAAGUCAUGUACCGACGAGCAUUACAAGGCCGAGAGAAGUUGCUGGGGCCCGAGCAUCCAGACACACUCGCCAGCGUUAACAACUUUGGUUUAGUCCUUUACAACCAGGGCAAAUAUAAAGAGGCAGAAGCCAUGCACCGACGAGAUUUAGAAGGGUGUGAGAAGGUGCUGGGGCGCGAGCAUCCAGACACACUCACCAGCGUCAACAACCUUGGUUGGGUCCUUUUCUGCCAGGGCAAAGAUAAAGAGGCAGAAGCCUUGCAGCGACGAGCAUUACAUGGCCGAGAGAAGGUGCUGGGGCCCGAGCAUCCAGACACACUCGACAGCGUUAACAACUUUGGUUUAUUCUUUUCCAACCAGAGCAAAUAUGAAGAGGCAGAAGCCAUGCACCGACGAGCAUUACAUGGCCGAGAGAAGGUGCUGGGGACCGAGCAUCCACACACACUCGACAGCGUUAACAACUUUGGUAUAUUCUUUUCCAACCAGAGCAAAUAUGAAGAGGCAGAAGCCAUGCACCGACGAGCAUUACAUGGCCGAGAGAGGGUGCUGGGGCCCAAGCAUCCAGACACACUCACCAGCGUCAACACUCUUGGUUCAGUUCUUUUCAACCGGGGCAAAUAUGAAGAGGCAGAAGCUAUGCACCGACGAGCAUUACAAGGCCGAGAGAAGGUGCUGGGGCCCGAGCAUCCAGACACACUCACCAGCGUCAGCCAACUUGGUUCAGUUCUUUCCAAACAGGGCAGAUAUGAAGAGACAGAAGCCAUGCACCAACGAGUAUUACAAGACCGAGAGAAGGUGCUGGGCCUUGCGCAUCCAGAAACACUCACCACUGUCGAUAACCUUGGUUGGGUUCUUUCCAACCAGGGCAAAUAUGAAGAGGCAGAAGCUAUGCCCCGACGAGCAUUACAAGGCCGAGAGAAGGUGCUGGGACCCGAGCAUCCAGACACAAUCACCAGCUUCAAUGACCUUCGUCAUGUUAUUCCGCAGCAGAAGAGAUAUGAAAAGGAGGCCGCGCACUGACAACAUUUCAGAGAUUGUAUUUUUGUGUAUUCAUAUGACUCGCCCUUUUUAGCACUGUUCCGUUCGCAUAAACUUGGUGUAUUCGGCCGAUUACUCUAUCUUGGGUCCCUUUUAAUUCACAUACAUAUUUUCACAGUCAACUAUCAUUUCUCAUUUUCCUUUCAACAUCGUACCAUACGUAUGUACUCAGUUGCUAAAGACAAAGUUUUCGUAUUACCUUCUCCUGAUAACAUGAAAAUUACUAGCCUGACAGACGGCCUCCCGCUAGCGUUCCCGCUCUGGGACCAUUAACAAAGAAGAACAGUGUUCGCAGCGGAAGCUGAUUUAGCUAGGUUGUGUACAAAGCCAGCAAAAAAAGAUCAAGCACUUCCAAGACUACCUUGCCUGUAACAAGAAG
Aspergillus saccharolyticus JOP 1030-1 is the source of this 2395-nucleotide messenger RNA. RefSeq names its product TPR-like protein. The record is from RefSeq and is a predicted model, not a curated record. Bases 16 to 1998 code for a protein of 660 amino acids. Lineage: Eukaryota; Fungi; Ascomycota; Eurotiomycetes; Eurotiales; Aspergillaceae. Gene Ontology annotation, cellular component: kinesin complex. Gene Ontology annotation, molecular function: protein binding. The transcript has a single exon.